UGCAGCCCCCAGCCCCCCUUUACGGCGACUGUGUUCCAGCUUCGUUGAGUCUGCUUGUUGGAAAAUAUUGUUGUUUUCUCGAAGAGUUUGCGACAAAUUCACGAAGCUAUUUCAAAAUGGGUAAUGAAAGUUCGCUGCCUAUGGAACUCUGUUCGAAUUUCGACGUAGAUGAGAUUAGAAGAUUAGGGAAAAGAUUUCGGAAGUUAGACUUGGAUAAUAGCGGAGCACUCAGCAUCGAUGAGUUUAUGUCCUUGCCCGAGUUACAACAAAACCCAUUAGUGCAGCGUGUAAUCGACAUAUUUGAUGCAGAUGGCAAUGGAGAAGUAGAUUUCAAAGAGUUUAUUCACGGAGUGUCUCAGUUCAGCGUUAAGGGUGACAAAGAGAGCAAAUUACGAUUUGCAUUUAGAAUUUAUGACAUGGAUAAUGACGGUUAUAUAAGCAACGGAGAGCUUUUCCAAGUGCUAAAAAUGAUGGUAGGCAAUAAUUUGAAGGAUACACAAUUGCAGCAAAUUGUUGAUAAAACAAUACUGUUUGCCGAUAAAGAUGAAGAUGGUAGGAUUAGUUUCGAAGAAUUUUGUUCUGUUGUUGGCAAUACAGAUAUUCAUAAGAAAAUGGUAGUUGAUGUUUAAGUGACCAA
Cyphomyrmex costatus is the source of this 637-nucleotide messenger RNA. Its product is annotated as calcineurin subunit B type 2. The record is from RefSeq and is a predicted model, not a curated record. Bases 117 to 629 code for a protein of 170 amino acids. Gene Ontology annotation, molecular function: calcium ion binding. Lineage: Eukaryota; Metazoa; Arthropoda; Insecta; Hymenoptera; Formicidae. The transcript has 5 exons.